GUCUGGAGCGGGAGCCCCGCAGGUGCGGAGCUGAGCGCGGCCCCCGGCGCAGAGGCGGCGCGGCUCACCUGGUCCCGUCCUGGCGCCCGCAGCUCCGCCGAGGACGCGACGCACCCCUCCCCAGGGCACCAUGCCCGGCUUGUACUGCCCCUCCAGCUGGACGCCGCUGCCCCUCACCGACUCCUGGGUCCGGGCCUGCGCCAACGGACCCUGCCUCAGCCUGCGGGCCCGGCUCACCUACCACAACCCGCAGGCGCAGCCAGUGGACGGUGUGUUCGUGUACCCGCUGGCCGAGGCCGAAGUGGUGUCAGGCUUUGAGGCAGAGGCUGCGGGACGGCGGGUCUCCUUCCAGCUGCAGAGCAGGCGUCGUUCGCAGGGCGCGUGCUGCCGCGCACUGGGUCCCGCGUUGGGGGCCUCGAUGCCCCGCCGCUGUGCGCAGGGUCAUCUUGUCUUGGAUCUGGCCCAGUCCCGGUCCACACUGGUGCUGCCCACUGGCCUCAUCACCCCAGCGGGCACCAUGACAGUGACCCUGUGCAGCAGCCAGGCGCUGCCCUCAAGGCCUGAUGGGGUGCUGCGUGUGGCUCUGCCCUCUGUGCUCACCCCACUGGCCCUGCCAGGUCCUCCGGGCGCCCCCAGACCUCCGGGGCUCUGUGACGACAGGUUGGGCCUAUGCCCCACCAGCUGCUUUGGGGUGGGCAGCCCUCAGGAUGAAGGUCCGGCCUGGGAAGAGCCAGCUGCCCCUCCGGACGUGUUCUUAGGCCCUGCCCGCUGCCCUGCCCCGUACACCUUCUCCUUCGAGAUGCUCGUGACUGGGCCGUGCCUACUGGCAGGCCUGGAGAGCCCCUCUCAUGCUCUGCGGGCAGAUGCCCCACCUCAUGCCAGCUCUGCAGCCACCAUCUGUGUCACACUGGCUGAGAGCCACCGCUGUGACCGGGCCUUGGAGAUCCUGCUACACCCCAGUGAGCCCCACCAGCCACACCUGAUGCUGGAGGCUGGCAGUCUGAGUUCAGCAGAAUAUGAGGCCCGGGUGAGGGCCCGCCGGGAUUUCCAGAGGCUCCGGCGAAGGAACAGUGAUGUGGACCGGCAGGUGUGGUUCCUGCAGCGGCGCUUCCACAAGGACAUCCUGCUGAACCCCGUGCUGAUGCUGAGCUUCUGCCCAGACCUGAGCGCGAAGCCGGGACACCUGGGCACAGCUACGCGAGAGCUCCUCUUCCUGUUGGAUGGCAGCAGCGCGGCACACAAGGAUGCCAUCGUUUUAGCCGUGAAGUCGCUCCCGUCCCAGACUCUCGUCAACCUGGCCAUGUUUGGCACCUUGGUGCAGCCCCUCUUCCCAGAGAGCAGGCUUUGCAGUGAUGACACGGUGAGGCUGGUCUGUGAGAGUGUCGAGACCCUGCAGGCGGUGGGAGGUCCCCCAGACGUGCUGGCUGUGCUGGACUGGGCCAUGAGGCAGCCCCAGCACAGGGCCCACCCUCGGCAGCUGUUCCUGCUCACUGCUGCCUCACCUACCACUGUCACUACCCACCAAACCCUGGAGCUCGUGAGGUGGCACAGGGGGGCAGCAAGGUGCUUCUCCUUUGGGCUAGGGCCUGCCUGCCACCAGCUGCUCCGGGGUCUGUCUGCCCUCAGCAGGGGCCAGGCCUACUUCCCGAGGCCUGGAGAGAGGCUGCAGCCCAUGCUGGUGCAGGCUCUGCGGAAGGCACUGGAGCCCGCUCUGAGUGACGUCUCUGUGGACUGGUUUGUGCCCGAUGCGGUGGAGGCACUGCUGACCCCCCGGGAGAUCCCAGCACUCUACCCCGGGGACCAGCUGCUCGGUUACUGCUCACUCUUUAGGGUGGAUGGCUUCCGGCCCCGCGCCCCUGGGGGCCAAGAACCUGGCUGGCAGAGCUUGGGUGGCUCCGUCUUCCCAUCCCCAGAGGAGGUGCCAUCCGCCACCAGCCCUGGCACUGAUCCCACUGGCACCUCAGAGCCAGUGGGAACGGGCACCGCGUCAGGAGAGCUGUCCAGCCCGUGGGCUGCUGGGGACUCAGAGCAGAGUGCUGAUGCUCUGACGGACCCAGUCACGGACCCUGGACCCAACCCCUCUUCUGACACAGCCAUAUGGCGUCGCAUCUUCCAGUCCUCGUACAUUCGGGAGCAGUAUGUGCUCACCCACUGCUCUGCCAGCCCCGAGCCAGGCCCGGGCUCCACGGGCAGCAGCGAGUCCCCCAGAUCCCAGGGCCCCGGCUCCCCGGAGGGCAGUGCCCCUCUGGAUCCCCCCUCUCAGCAGGGCUGCCGCAGCCUUCCCCUGAGCGGGGAACCUGCAGGCUCCCGCUCCUGCCCUCUGCCUCCACCCCCACUGGCUCCAGUCAAGGCUGGGGCCUUGAGUGCUGAGGUGCUGGGCCGUCGACGCAGAGCGGCUCUGGCUGGCCGAAGCCUCUCAUCACCCCCAGGCCGGGUGAACCCAGUCCUUGGCCGUCCCCGGCACCCCUCUCUGGGUGCAGCACCAGAAAGGACAGGCCCUGAGUCAGGGCAGCAGCUGGGACAAGGCGUCGAUGACUCAGGAACCCUGCUCUCCCCAGCCCCCAUGGACUGGGACAUGUGGAUGGAGCCACCCUUCUUGUUCACGGCCGUGCCCCCCGACGGGGAACCGGCCACCCCGGCAGUGCCACUGCCUCCCCAGGCCCCACGCUGCCAUGUGGUGAUCCGGGCCCUGUGUGGGGAGCAGCCUAUGUGCUGGGAGGUGGGUGUUGGACUAGAGACACUUUGGGGGCCUGGGGAUGAUGGCUCACGGCCUCCAUCAUCCCCUGGAAGAGAAGGCGCUUGGGACCAAGCACUCCAUCGGCUGACAGCGGCUUCCGUGGUCCGGGACAAUGAGCAGCUGGCUCUCCGAGGGGCUGAGACCAUGGCGGACUGGGGCCAUGCCCGGAGGUCCCGGCUCCGAGCCCUUCAGACAAGCAAGGUCAGCUCUGCCCCCUCCUGCUUCACCUGCCCCGUAGCUGUGGAUGCUGCCACUAGGGAGGUCCUGCCCUCAGCCCUGCAGGUGCGGAGCUCAGAGCCAGCUGAGCCCCCAGGCACCCCAGCAUGCACCCCUCCUGCUUCUCAGGGCCCUCUAGAUGCAGCGCUUCUCCCCACAGCUGUCCGCUGUAAAGGUGGCUUGGAUCCGGACCAAAAUGACAACUCCAAGUCUGCUUUGGGGGACCCUGCAGCCCCUACUGGAGGUCCUCAACACAUGUCCCCACAGCCUCCUUUGAGGCUCGGUCUGGGUCGCUGGAAGACUGCAGGCCCAGAAAGCAGUAGACUCUGCAGCCCCAACACGCGCCAGACAAGUGGUGGCCACAGUGAAGGCAGCGACCAUGACUAUCUGCCCUUGGUGAGGACUCGGGAGGUGGAGGGUGGUGUUGCCAGGGCCAGGGCUGUCUCAGCUCACUUCUCCCCCCACCUCCUCUCUCCUCAGGUGCGGUUGCAGGAGGCCCCCGGCUCCUUCCGCCUGGACGCCCCCUUCUGCACUGCGGUGCACAUCCCACAGGAGCGCCUGUGCCGGGCCUCACCCUUCGCUGCGCACCGCGCCAGCCUCAGCCCCACCUCAGCCUCAUCUCCCUGGGCACUCCUGGGCCCUGGUGUCAGCCAGGGUGACAGUGCCACGGCUUCCUGCAGCCCAUCCCCCAGCUCAGGCUCUGAGGGUACAGGCCAGGUGGACAGCGGGCAGGGUUCAGACACAGAGGCCUCAGAGGGUGCAGGAGGGCAGGGUGGUGCCGACCUUCGGGGCAGGACCUGGGCCACCGCAGUGGCACUUGCGUGGCUGGAGCAUCGCUGUGCUGCUGCCUUCAGCGAGUGGGAACUGGCAGCAGCUAAAGCUGACUGUUGGCUGCGGGCACAGCACUUGCCCGACGGCCUUGACCUGGCUGCCCUCAAGGCUGCCGCCCGGGGUCUCUUCCUGCUGCUACGCCACUGGGACCAGAACCUGCAGCUACACCUGCUGUGUUACAGCCCAGCAAAUGUGUGAAGGUUGCCCACU
Molecule: messenger RNA, 3994 nt
Organism: Phyllostomus hastatus (greater spear-nosed bat)
Lineage: Eukaryota; Metazoa; Chordata; Mammalia; Chiroptera; Phyllostomidae
Gene: VWA5B2
Product: von Willebrand factor A domain containing 5B2
Exons: 19
Coding region: 131-3982 (1283 amino acids)
Source: RefSeq, a predicted model, not a curated record